AUGAGCAACUCAUCUACUACCGACGCAAUGGAGCCGAUCGCGGUAGUCGGACUAGGCUGCCGCUUCCCAGGUAGUGCUACCUCACCCGUGGCCCUAUGGGACAUGCUUCGGGAAGGCCAAAGCGCAUGGUCGGAGAUCCCCAAAGAACGGAUGAACAUUGCGAGCUAUUUCCACCCCAGUGGAAACCGCCAAGGAACCGUACCGUUUAUGUCCGGCCAUUUUAUCGAUGAAGAUAUUCGUGUGUUUGAUACCUCGUUCUUCUCGAUCCCUGCGGAUGAAGCCCGCGCGAUAGAUCCUCAACAACGAGUUCUGCUUGAGGUGUCUGUCGAGGCUUUGGACAGCGCUGGCGUUGACCGUGAUGCUCUUCGCAAGUCUGAUACCGGCGUAUGGGUGGGAUCGUUCGUAAAGGAUUACGAGCAAAUCGUACUCCGUGAUCCCGACGACUCUCCGAAAUACGGAGCCACGGGUAACGGAAUUGCAAUCAUGUCCAAUCGGAUUUCCUACUUCCUGGACGUCAAUGGACCGAGUAUGACAAUCGACACAGGCUGCAGUGCUAGCCUUGUCUGCGUGCACAAUGCCUGCCAAAGCUUGCGCAACGGGGAGAUCGACAUGGGUCUUGCUGGAGGCGCCGGCCUGAUUCUGACACCCAACACGAUGAUGCCUAUGACGGCGCUCAAUUUCUUAAGUCCAGACGGCAAGUGCUUCACAUUUGAUGCACGCGCCAACGGAUACGGCCGUGGAGAAGGUAUCGGCAUCGUUGUUCUCAAGCGUCUCACGGACGCUAUCCGGGAUAAUGACAACAUCCGUAGCGUUAUCCGUGGAUCGAGUGUUAACCAGGAUGGUCGAACUCCAGGAAUCACAUUGCCGUCGUCGGAAGCACAAUUGAGAAACAUCAAAUCCGUCUACAAGAGAGCUGGACUGCCUGUCGACGGCACAGCCUAUGUCGAGUGCCACGGAACCGGCACGCAAGCCGGAGAUUUCCGCGAAGUGAAAGCUAUAUCGGACGCGUUCUGCGGAGAUCGUACUUCUAACAACCCUAUCUAUGUCGGAUCAAUCAAGACCAACAUCGGUCACUUGGAAGGAUGUGCAGGAAUUGCCGGCCUAAUCAAGGGCGUCCUAACGAUCGAACAAGGAAUAAUUCCUAAGCAUCUCAACUUCGAGCUGCCCGGUAACCCAGCAAUCAAGUUCGACGACUGGAAGGUGAAGGUCCCAGUCACUAACACAUCUUGGCCUGUCGAAGGGCUCCGACGUGCAAGCAUAAACUGCUUUGGUUUUGGUGGAACUAAUGCACAUGUCAUCAUGGACGAUGCUGCUCAUUAUUUAGCUGAAAGAGGGCUUGUAGCACACCACAACACCGCAACUUUAGACUUACCUUCCCGCGAAGCUAAAGCCGUCUGUAUUGAUGAUGCCGUCCGGGAGGAUAUUAGGUCAGAGCGAGACAUCGAGAUACCUCGCCGUGACUCGCAAAGUCACUUGUUCGUCUUCUCCGCACAUGAGCAGAAAGUAUUGUCGCAAGUACUCAAAGAUUGCGGGUCCUAUAUGAGCGAGCGGGUUGGUUCGGCUCCCACCAACACCAUGGAAAAUCUUGCGUACACGCUUGGUUGCCGCCGAACCAAGUUGCCGUGGAGGGCGUCCGUCACUGCGCAAUCUCCAAGCGACCUCGUACAGAAACUGGCCGAUUUGAGAUCCAGUGACUUUGUCAGAGCGUUGGACGAGAAAGCUACUAGAUUGGCCUUUAUUUUCGGUGGUCAAGGAGCACAGUGGUUCGCGAUGGGCAGGGAGCUUCUAGGGUUUGACAUUUUUCUGAAGUCGAUCGUGGAAGCCGAUUCGUACCUGAAAACCCGUUCGGAGCGCCCGUUGAACCUCAUCAAGGAGCUUCUCGAGGAUGAACUAUCCUCCAGCAUCAACCGUCCCGAAAUAUCCCAGCCAGCAACUACGGCAAUCCAGAUAGCACUUAUCAAUAUCCUGAUGAAGUUUUUCGGGAUCACUCCAAGCUAUGUUUGCGGCCACUCCUCUGGCGAGAUAGCCGCUGCAUAUGCCCUUGGCGCUCUCUCGCGGGAGGAUGCUUUGGAGUUGGCUUACCAACGUGGACGCUGCGCUGGAGCCAUGCUUUCCUCUCCCGAGGGAGAAGGAACGUCGAACGGUAGCAUGCUCGCAGUUGGCUUGUCGGCACACGAGGCGCAGAAGUACGUGGAGCAAGUGGGCAGCAGCCGAGCGGUGGUGGCUUGCAUAAACAGCCCAACCUCGGUGACGCUUUCUGGUGACAAAGAUGCGAUAUUGGAGCUUCAAGCGUCUUUCCAGGCCGCGGGUGUCUUCAGUCGAUUACUUGUAGUCAGUAUCGCCUAUCACUCGCACCACAUGAAGCGCUGUGAAGCCGAAUAUCUCCGCUCGAUUGAGCAUAUCGUGCCCCGUGAGCCGAACAUCGGCACUAUUCCGCAUCCCCAUGCUCAGGGGGAACUGGUUACACCAGACGACAUUAAUCUGGACGGAAGGGUCACGGGUCCUUCUUCUGCAGCAGCGCCCUGUGUCAUGUAUUCAUCCGUAACUGGACGCCCAAUCAGUUGGGAAGAACUUGGCCCGCAGUAUUGGGUCAGGAACAUGGUCUCUCCGGUGCUUUUCGCCGAUGCUAUGCAUCAAAUGUUGAGCUCCAAAACCGAGAAGCCGACCGCGAUCUUGGAAAUAAGCCCCCAUUCCACGCUCCAGGGCCCGGUUAAGCAGAUCCUUGACGCCGAGGAGAAGCUCGGGCAACGCCCAUCAUACUAUUCCACGCUUCGUCGAGGAAAAGACGCGGCAGUUACCGCACUUGAAGCAGUUGGAAAGCUCUGGGGUCAUGGACGCGAUGUCUCCAUGCCUUGGGUAGUCAUGCGAAAUUUGCAGGCUGGACGACCAAAGCUCCUUGUCGAUCUGCCGAAGUAUCCCUGGAACCACGACAACAUUUAUUGGUACGAGUCGCACUUAUCGCGAGCCAAUCGUUUCCAGGUCCAUGGCAGAUACGACCUUAUCGGACGGCCAACCGCGGACUCGAUACCAUUCCAGCCUCGGUGGCGCGGGUUCCUCCGCCAGUCAGAGACCCCGUGGAUCCGCGAUCAUCAGGUGCAGAAGACGAUGAUCUAUCCUGCUGCCGGUAUGGUGACGAUGGUGAUUGAAGCUGCUAAGCAGGUGGCGUCAGACGGCUUUGCGGGUAUCGAGAUUACUAGAUUCAGAAUUCAAAAGGCUAUGAUAAUUCCUGGGACCUCGCACGGACUAGAAUAUGCCUUGAACCUGAACAAGCAAUCUAAUGGCCCAGUAGGAUCGAGCACGUUUGAGUUUUUCAUCUACUCAAAGCAGCUUGACGGACCGUGGGAGGAACAUGGUGACGGGUCUGUCACGAUUCAUCGCAGCCGCUCUGACGAUGGAGCAAGGGCCCAGCACCAGGUCCGUAAGGAGAGGCUCUUGGAAGCUAAUAGGCAUUACCAGUCAUACGUUGAUGCGAAAAGUAGUUGCGAUGAAUCGGUUAUACCGCGACAGCUUUACGAGACUCUGGACGUCAUCGGAAUGAAUUAUGGUCCCUUGUUCCAGAACAUCAGCUCUCUUCGAAAAAGAGGCAACACUUGCGUCAGCAUCGUUCGUGUUCCGGACACCAAAUCUGUUAUGCCAGCCAACUUCGAGUACCCUCACAUAGUUCAUCCGGCGACUCUGGAUUCCAUCUUCCAGACCGCUUUCGCCAUUGGCAGCGACCCGAUGGUUCCCUCUUUCAUUGGUAGUCUUUAUCUAUCGGCCGAAUCCGAUAUGCUUUCGAAGGCUGGACAAGAACUCGCUGUCCGUACCCAAGCGGAUCUCCGCAGCUUACGCGACGCAUCUGCGUCGUUUGUUGUUGCGGAUGACUCUUGGCUGGGCAAUGCUAGUCCUCAGAACCCUCCGCUCAUCGUGAUUAAGGAUAUGACUUUUACUGCCCUGGCCUCGACCCUUACCGGCGGAGAAAACGGUUUCCUACCAAACCACCACAAUCUCUGCACUGAGAUUGUAUGGGAACCACUAGGUGAUCCUUCCGACAACGCCGAGGGAGAAGAUACGCCUACGCAGAGUCUGCACUCUAUGGAACCGAAGAAUCGAGUUCUUAUCCUCGUUCCGGGGGGAAUAGACGUCGGUCUGAGCAUGCUCUGCUCGGCAUUCGCAAACGUUUUCGACUACGACCUCCGGACGCUGAGCGGUAUCAGAGAUGACGAAGAACUUCCAGAGUUCUGCAUAUCCCUCCUGGAGGCUGAUGGCGAGCCGCUAGUUUGGAAUUGGUCUGAGCAGGAUUUCCUUGCCUUCCGCAGCGUCGUUACUGCCACGAAGGGUAUAUUCUGGAUCACUCGAGGUUCACAGGUGGAGGCGAGCAACCCUCGAUCUUGCCUAAUCCAGGCUCUUGGUCGUACCAUCCAGUCGGAGUAUCCUACCAAGAAAUUGAUCUCACUCGAUGUCGAUGUCGACACAGACAUCUCCUCAGAGUCGUCUAUCAAGAUGAUCAUCGACCUUUUCGGACGGUCCUUCUUUGGACCGAACACCGGUAGCGCGACGGAAACGGAGUACGUCGAAAGAAAAGGAAAGAUAAUGGUUCCGAGAUUGGUCUUAGUAGAAGAGCUCAAUUUUCUUAUCGAGCGUGGCUCCGCACCAGCUGAGCCAAUCCUGCAGGGCAUACAAGAUCCUCACGAGAGGCCGCUCAGGUUGGAGAUCGGGAAGUUGGGCGAUGCGGGCAGCCUAUACUGGCGCGAUGACCCCGACGCCAACCUACCUCUUUCUCCUUACGAUGUUAAGAUCAGGGUCCUGAUGAGUACGCUCACCGAAUUGGACGAUGACGUUUUACAGGGGCGAGCACAGGAUGACCACCUGGGAACAGACGUGUACGGCAUAGCUGAAUAUGUCGGCCUAGGUGUCAGGAGCGGCGUCAUGGUGGGUGACCACGUUGUGGGCAUCGCUCGUGGAGGCUUGAGAGACUUCGUGGUAUGUGACGGAAAUCUAGUCCAUAAGGCCAGUGGGAGCUUACGGCCCCUUUUCCCUACGUGUUCCUCCGUCGCCAACUACGCGCUUGGGAUACCGGGCGUUGACGAUUUCAUCUUGGUACAUGCUGGUGCAGGAGCAUUUGGCCGUGCAGCGAUCCAAGUUGCUCAGAGAUGGACUGUCACCGUGUUAGCCACCGCAGAGACUAACGGGCAGCGUGCCAUACUCAGCACUCUCUUGAAAUUGCCAGACGAGCAUAUACUCGAUGCGAGAGCGGAGAACUUUGUGGAUCAAAUAAUGCAUCUGACGAAGAACAAGGGCGUCGAUUUGAUCUUCGACCCAGCGGCGUCAAGUAGAGAUUCCAACAUACGAUGUAUUAAAGAAGGUGGUCGUGUGUUCGGUUUCGCAAACAAGCCCAGCCAGAAUACGGCGGCAGGCCAGACCGAAGUCGCUGGUAAAUCGUUCAGAUACACCAUCAUAGACGUGCGAUCUUUGAUCAAGAAUCAGCCAGAGCUACUCGGCCAUAGUUUGGUCGUAGAAUAUCCACUGCUGGAAUACGGCAUUAAGGGUCCCCACAGUACUUCCGAAUACGACUAUUCCGAGCUCCAGGAUGCUUUCGCGAGCAUGGACCUGUACAAGGUUGGCGAUCAGAUUCGCUGCCGACGACCUACAGCCCCAAAGAAAAUCCGGACCAUGCCGCAGCCUCGUCGUCCCACGAGCGACUAUUUACGCGAGGACGCCACUUACGUGUUGUCCGGUGGUUUCGGUGGCCUUGGCGUUGAGAUCGCUAAGCUCCUCGCAGUUAACGGAGCCAAACACAUAGCUUUUCUAUCUCGAUCGGGCGCGAAAAGCGAGCUGGCAAAUUCUUGCCUUACCCUUCUCCGCAGCAGAGGGGUCGAUGCCCGGGAUUUCAAGGUAGACAUCUGUGAUGGCCAAGCGCUCGAGAAGGUCUCGAGAGAAAUCGGCGAAUCGAUGCCUCCUGUGAAGGGAUUGUUCCAGUGUGCAGCUGUCUUACGAGACUCGGUGUUUGAGAACAUGACGUAUGAUGACUGGCAAUUGGCGACUCAACCCAAGACGCUCGGUUCCUGGAACCUCCACCGUGUGCUGGGUGGCCACUUGGACUUCUUCAUCUUCUUGUCCAGUUCGGCAGGCGUCAUCGGGAACCGUGGGCAGGCAAACUACACGGCGGGCAACGCAUUCCAAGAUAUCCUGGCAAGGCACAUCAACACGGAGCGCAGAGGUACGACGCACGCUGUAUCGAUCGAUCUAGGCCCGAUCCUAGAGGCGGGAAUGCUCGCAGAAGAUCCGCAAUUGCUGGAUAUUCUUAAGGCCAGCGGAUUCUUCGGAAUCAGACUACAGGACUUCAAGCGCAUAGUCGAGUGUGCAAUCACCGGACAGAUAGAAGAUGGGUUAGAGACACCGGCUCAGAUUGUCACAGGAGUUGGCACGGGCGGACUUAUUCGCCAGAACAAGCCGGCCGACCCCUAUUGGACUCGGACGUCAUUGUUCACGCACCUCAACGCCGUGGAUAUGCCGGAGGGUUGGGCAACCAUUUCUGAGGAGAAUCCGGACUCCCAGAACAACAUGCAGCGAAUGCUAGCGCAGGCCACCGAUGCGGAGGCAGAAGAAGUCAUCAUUACUAAGGGGCUUCAGGAAAUGCUGUCGAAGAGCAUGAACAUGGACCCAUCCGAUGUCGAGGUCUCGAGACCACCCAGUGCUUACGGCGUGGACUCGCUAGUGGCGGUUGGAGUACGUAACUGGGUAUCUAGAGAGUGUUCUGCAGAUGUAAGCAUCUUUGAGGUGCUUAGUGACACUAGCAUCUCUAAGCUUAGUGCGAUGAUUGUGGAGAGAAGAGGUAUACAGUAG
Annulohypoxylon truncatum is the source of this 6825-nucleotide messenger RNA. Its product is annotated as ketoacyl-synt-domain-containing protein. Lineage: Eukaryota; Fungi; Ascomycota; Sordariomycetes; Xylariales; Hypoxylaceae. The coding region runs from base 1 to 6825 and encodes 2274 amino acids. The record is from RefSeq and is a predicted model, not a curated record. Gene Ontology annotation, molecular function: phosphopantetheine binding; fatty acid synthase activity; 3-oxoacyl-[acyl-carrier-protein] synthase activity. The transcript has 11 exons. Gene Ontology annotation, biological process: fatty acid biosynthetic process; secondary metabolite biosynthetic process.